GGAGAGCCGGGCUGGAAGAGUGUGGAGCGUGGUGGGUCGAGCAGUCAGGGCACUGAGAGUUUUGCGGCCUCUGGAGCUGUUAUGCAAACAAAGCAUAUCAUCGCAGAUAACUAGGAGGCUGCAGAGUUGGAGUUUCUGUCUGUGAACUAUACUCUGAAGAAGUGGAAAGGUACAGCACUCAGCCAGAGAGCCCUGUACUGGAACAUCAUGCUGGAAAAUUGCUGCAGCCUGGCCCCAUUGGCAGGUGAAAACAGGAUGGCAAGUUCACAGUUGUCUCCGAAGCAGGACAUUUCUGAAGAGUCAAAGUCAGCUGACAGGACCUCAGGCAUACUUUGUAGACUGAUUCUUGGAGGACCAGAAGCUGGGACUGCCUGUGAAGAAGCUUUAGAAAAACUAAAAGUUCAACCCUCAGAUGAAGAAGGAACCAGACUAGAAAGUGAUUUCUUAGAGAUAACACAGGAGGAUAAAAAGAAAUCCACAAAGGAUCGAUGUGAUGAGUAUAAGAAACUUGGGGGACAUCCAGAUCUGUCCUCCGGUCUCUCAAAACAUCAGGGAGUUCUGAAGGGACAGAAAUUAUAUCAAUGUGAUGAAUGUGGCAAAGUUUUUAAUUGGAGUUCACACCUCAUUGGGCAUCAGAGAAUCCACACUGGAGAAAAACCAUAUGAGUGUACUGAGUGUGGCAAGACCUUCAGGCAGACCUCUCAGCUCAUUGUCCACCUCAGAAUCCAUACAGGGGAAAAACCUUAUGAAUGCAGUGAUUGCGGAAAGACCUAUCGCCACAGCUCCCAUCUCAUUCAACACCAGAGACUUCAUACUGGGGAGAAACCAUAUAAAUGUAAUGAAUGUGGAAAAGCUUUCAAUGAAAGUUCCAAACUCUUUGACCACCAGAGAACUCAUACUGGGGAAAAACCAUAUGGAUGCAAUGAGUGUGGAGCACUCUUUAGUCGGAGUAAAAGCCUUAUCCGCCAUCAGGUACUUCACACUGGUAAACCUUACAAGUGUGAGGAGUGUGGGAAAGCUUUCUGUUCUAACAGAAAUCUUAUGGACCAUCAGAGAAUCCACACUGGGGAGAAGCCUUAUGAGUGUAAUGAAUGUGGCAAGGCCUUCAGUCGGAGUAAAUGUCUUACUCGACAUCAGAGUCUCCAUACCGGGAAAAAACCAUACAAGUGUAGCAAAUGUGUGAAAGCCUUCAGUCAGAUUUCUCAACUUGCUGACCAUGAGCGAAUUCAUACUGGAGAAAAACCUUUUGAAUGUAAUGAGUGUGGUAAGGCAUUCAGUCUGAGUAAAUGUCUCACUCGACAUCAGCGACUUCACACUGGUGAAAAGCCCUAUAAAUGCAAUGAUUGUGGAAAAUCCUUCAAUCAAAACUCGUACCUCAUUAUUCAUCAGCGAAUUCACACUGGUGAGAAACCUUAUGAAUGUAAUGAGUGUGGAAAGGUCUUCACUCAUAAUUCUAGCCUUAUAGUACAUCAGAGAACCCAUACUGGGGAGAAGCCCUAUAAAUGCAAAGAUUGUGAGAAAGCCUUUCGUGAUAGCUCACAACUCACCGUGCACCAAAGAGUUCAUACUGGAGAGAAGCCCUAUGAAUGUAUCGAGUGUGGGAAAGCCUUUAGUCAGCGUUCUACUUUCAAUCACCACCAGCGAACUCACGCUGGAGAGAAGCACUCAGGUCUGGCUCGAUCUGUUUCUUAAGACAUGAUUCUCUAAGACAGCAAGAAACUUUAGGUUAAGGUUUCUAUAUAAUUAUGUUCAUCCGGAUCUCUACUUGGAACCACCUGUUCCAUGUAUACCAUCCCAGGACUUCCCUGGUGGUCCAGUGGUUAAGGCUCUGAGCUCCCAAAAUGGGGGGCAUGAGUUUUGAUUCCUGGUUUGGGAAUGAAGAUUCCACAUGCCACACAGUGUGGCUACCAUAAGGAAAAAAAAAUAUAGACCAUCUCCAAAUGCUCGCUGCUGGUCACAAAGGUGGAAGAGUUAGAGAAACAGUGGAAUCUUCCUCCUCCUUUUGGGGAAAUAAGGACUACAUGUUUCAUGUGCUUAUAGGUUUCCUUUUCGUUUUUCUUUUUUUGGCUGCAUCAGGCAGCUUGCAGGAUCUUGGUUCCCCAACCAGGGAUAGAACCUGUGCCCUCAGAAAUGAAGGCACAAAGUCCUGGACUAUUUGAACCACUGGAUCUCCUCCAUUUUACCGUUUAUAUAAAGUCAUCCUCUAAGACUGAGUCAUUCUUCCUACCUCUUGAGUAUGGCCCUUUUAAAGCUUGGUUUAAUCUAGACCCUCACCACUUGUGGUCUCUAGGAAGAAAAGCUUUUCUUCCUGUUUGCCAGUCUGUGUCCCUUGAACCUAUAAGAUCCCGGACUUUAUUUUUUUAAAGUGUUUUACUUUGGAAACUCCCAGGUUCCAGGGGAGACCCCAUAUGAACACACGGGUCCAGCCCUCAACUCUGAUUUGAAUGUGGCUGGUCAUAUCUUAAGUAGAAACUCUUGUCUGUUGAAUGUUUUAAUUUGUUAUCUUCUGGUUCUGCUCAUACCCUACCACACUGAGUCUCUGAGGGGACAGGUCCAGCAUUGCUCAUAACUGUGAGCUGACCACCAGCAGCCCCAGUAAGUUCUCAAUAGAAAUGAAUGUUCUCACUUCCUAGGAAAGCACUCAGGCUCUUGGUUGGAGGAAAAGGGGCUACAUUUGAACACUACACCUCAAUUUCUAUUGGCUAUUGCUAGUAUUUUAAAAGUUAACUGAUUUAAAAACAUUUUUACCUGGAUCCAGUUACCUCGUUUAAUUAAUUUGGGUUUGAAGAAUUAUUUAGUUUCAUUUCCUAGCUUUUCUAGGUAUACAAUAAAACAGUAACAGUUAGUGUUCUGUUAAUUUCCAAUCUGUAUGCCACUUAUGUUGAAUAGCAUGAAUAUUUAAAAAAUAAGUUGAACACUGAAUAACAGGCAUAUUCCAUGUCUUGUUCCUAAAUUCCAGAAAGGUUUUUCAGCAUGUCACAGUUGUAUAUGUGGUUCACCCUCAUUGUUUCUGAUAAAUACUGUGUUAAGGAAGUUUUCUUCUAUUCCUGUUUUUAGAAGGAGCAAUAUGUUAUAGUGGUAAAGAGCACAGAUUUUGUGCCUGGAAACCUAGGUUCAAAUCCUGCCUCCAUCACUUUCUUAGAUGUGUAAUCUUGCAUAAGCCACUGGACCACCAGGGAAGUCCCUUUUAAUAAGAACAUAAACUCUAUCAUGAGUGCCCUUCCUUUUGUCUUCCAUGUGUAAAAUGGAGCUACCUCAUAGGGCCUUGAGGAUAAAAUUCAUUUAUAAGUGUAAGGCACUCGAAACAGUACUUGACAUGUAGUGUACACAUACUGUAGGAAGUUAUCAUACUUAAGUUUUUAUUAGGAAUGGGUGCUAAGUUCUAUCAAAAACUUUAAAAAUCUCUUGGUAAAAUUUCAUGGGUCUUAUCCUUUACUCUUUGUAUCGAUUUUGUUGGCAGGUCUCCAAAUAAUUGAAGUUUUCUUGUGUUCCUGGAAUAAAAUCUGUUUUCUCAUGGUGAUUGUAUCUUAUUUUUGAAGUACAGAACUAAAUUCAAUUUGCUGAGCAAAAUUAA
This is a messenger RNA of Capra hircus (goat), 3574 nucleotides long. It is a transcript of the gene ZNF852, whose product is annotated as zinc finger protein 852. NCBI's taxonomy places the organism in Eukaryota, Metazoa, Chordata, Mammalia, Artiodactyla, Bovidae. The transcript has 4 exons. Gene Ontology annotation, biological process: regulation of immune system process; regulation of cytokine production; negative regulation of transcription by RNA polymerase II. The record is from RefSeq and is a predicted model, not a curated record. Gene Ontology annotation, molecular function: DNA-binding transcription factor activity; RNA polymerase II cis-regulatory region sequence-specific DNA binding. Bases 208 to 1692 code for a protein of 494 amino acids.